Phaethon lepturus (White-tailed tropicbird) is the source of this 607-nucleotide messenger RNA. RefSeq names its product putative deoxyribose-phosphate aldolase. Gene Ontology annotation, molecular function: deoxyribose-phosphate aldolase activity. The record is from RefSeq and is a predicted model, not a curated record. Lineage: Eukaryota; Metazoa; Chordata; Aves; Phaethontiformes; Phaethontidae. Gene Ontology annotation, biological process: deoxyribonucleotide catabolic process; carbohydrate catabolic process. Gene Ontology annotation, cellular component: cytoplasm.
GACAUAAAAGCACAAGAUGCUCUUCAGAGGUCCCAAACGAAGCUACAACUUUCUUCUGAAGUCCCACACCAUAUAUUAAAGAACACUGAAAUAGAUGAGACUUUAUUUCUUCUUUUUUUCCCCACCCCAGAGCUUGGCUGGAUCUCAAAAGUGCAUGUGAAUCGACCCGCAGUUGUGAGGCAUGCAGAACAAAUUAAAAAAUGGAAAACUGUGAAAGGUAAUUGGCAAGCUGCUUGGCUGCUGAAAGCUGUCACCUGCAUAGACCUUACCACUCUUUCAGGUGAUGAUACUCCUUCAAAUGUUCACAGACUGUGUUUUAAAGCAAAGCAUCCCAUCAGAGAGGAUCUGCUGAAAGCCUUGGACAUGCAUGAUAAAGGUAUUACUGUCGGAGCGGUUUGUGUAUAUCCUGCAAGAGUCACCGAUGCUGUUAAUGCCCUAAAGGCUGCUGGUUGUAACAUACCAGUAGCUUCAGUGGCUGCUGGGUUUCCUUCUGGACAAACUCCUCUAGAAACCAAACUGGCCGAAAUAAAGCUAGCUGUGGAAUAUGGUGCCAGAGAGAUUGACAUUGUCAUUAGCAGGAGUCUGGUGCUGACUGGCCAGUGGGAAG